This is a messenger RNA of Cucumis sativus (cucumber), 1086 nucleotides long. RefSeq names its product cysteine-rich receptor-like protein kinase 10. Gene Ontology annotation, molecular function: ATP binding; protein kinase activity. The coding region runs from base 420 to 881 and encodes 153 amino acids. Gene Ontology annotation, biological process: protein phosphorylation. NCBI's taxonomy places the organism in Eukaryota, Viridiplantae, Streptophyta, Magnoliopsida, Cucurbitales, Cucurbitaceae. The transcript has 2 exons. The record is from RefSeq and is a predicted model, not a curated record.
AACUGCUUCCAUUCUGCUUUUGGUUUUGUGCUUGAGUGUCCUUCUCUGGAGAGCAAACAGGAAAUACAUGAUUCUUGUUAAGCAAGAGAGUGGUAUAUAUAUAAUAUAUAAAUUUAUGUUAUUGUUUUUCUCUAAAUAAUGUUAUUUCAAAAUAUGAAAUCCAUUUGAUUAAUAUUAUUUGUGGGGGUUGGAUAUAUUGUCCAGUUUUAAAUGAAUCCAAAGAUUUCGGAUUUUGGUAUGGCAAGAAUUAUUCAAAUUGAUGAAACUCACAUAAACACACGUCGUAUUGCUGGUACCUUGUAAGUUAUAUAUUAUUCCAUUUUGUAAACUUCUUAGUCUUGCUUUGAAAAAAAACGACUUAAAACAACUUUAUCCUUGUUUCUGGAUAAUAUUUGCCUGUUUUUUUUUUUAGCUGUUACAUGUCUCCUGAAUAUGCAAUGCAUGGAAUCUUCUCUAUAAAAUCUGAUGUGUAUAGCUUUGGUGUAUUGCUGUUGGAGAUUAUAACUGGAAAGAAACAUCAAACAUUUUCUUUGUUAGGUAUUGGUGAAGACAUCUCGACUUAUGCUUGGAAGCUAUGGAAUGAUGGAACUCCAUUAGAAAUACUGGAGUCGAGUUUGAGAGACAAGUGCUCAAGAGAUAUGGUGAUUAGAUGCAUCCAUAUUGCUUUACUUUGUGUUCACGAUGAUCCUGUACAAAGACCCUCCAUGGCAUCCAUUGUUCUUAUGUUGAAUAGUUAUUCGGUUACUUUGCCUGAACCUAAAGAGCCAACGUUCUUCAAGAGCAAUAUUAGAGAGAAUAAUGAUAGUGCAGCAGUAGAUGGUGAUCAAUCUAAGGGACUAUCUUCCAAUAUAAUAUCUACAAGUGAGAUGGAUCGAGGAUGAAGUAUAUGCCUUGAAAUCACUUAUUUUUAGUGGUUGUAAUGUAGCAGAGUGUAUGUAUGUUCCAUUAAUUUCAAAGUUCCAUUGAGUAGUGCACAUGACAUUAUUUACGAAAAUUUGUGUUUAGGCUUUUACUCUAUUUGCAAAUUAAAUGGAUUAUUUGACGUAGAAGUUAUGUAGCUAGAGAUGUAGAGGUGAUGCAACUUAU